Archocentrus centrarchus (flier cichlid) is the source of this 1269-nucleotide messenger RNA. RefSeq lists its product as uncharacterized. Gene Ontology annotation, cellular component: membrane. The record is from RefSeq and is a predicted model, not a curated record. Bases 352 to 1104 code for a protein of 250 amino acids. NCBI's taxonomy places the organism in Eukaryota, Metazoa, Chordata, Actinopteri, Cichliformes, Cichlidae. The transcript is spliced from 7 exons.
GUUCUCGGUCCUCAGGGGGACAGGUUACAGUUCGCUGUUUUAAGUCACACUAUAUCAAUGAGCUGUUUUCCAGCUGAAGUGCCUUUGGGCAGUGAUAUUUUAUUUUUGAAUAGUGUGGCUAAACUUCCGGCUCCAGCUGCUACCUUAUCUGCAGGUGAUACAGGAUAUUAUGCAUAACGCACAAUACUAACCUUUCUUCCAGGUGGGAGGCGGUGCUUCUGGUAACAGGUGUGCCCACUUCCUGGUUUCCUGUCUCCAAAGAGCAGCUCACGCGAUCGGCCUGAUUUGUUUAUUAAAGGGAUUCUAGUUGAUUGUGUUCUUCUCUCGCAGUCUCCAGGAGCUCCACACAGGAUGUCAGUGACUGUGUCCAAGGCUGAUGGGGUCACUGUGCUCACUCUGACCUCUGACCCCCAAAGUCCCUGGCCUCCUCUGUGCCAGGUCCUCAAGAACCUUUGCUACAGUCCAGUGUGCUGCUCUGUGUCUCAGCACCUGAGGAGCCUCAACAGCAGCUCUCAGACGGUGCUGGGGAGUCUGCACAUCAUGGUCGGGCUGCUCAACAUUGGAUUCGGAGUUAUACUCUCUUGCUCUCACAGUGACCCUUGGUGGUAUAUAGAUGCCCUUGGCUUUCCAUAUUGGUUGGCAGCACUGUUCAUCACGUUUGGCAUCGUGUGUAUUUUGUCUGACAAGUAUCCAAGUCCAUGUCUGGUCGUUCUCACCGUGAUUCUGAAUCUGGCUGGAGUUGCUUUUGCCAUCACGGCCAUUGCACUCUACAGCGUUUAUUUAGGAGGAAUAUAUCUUCAGUGGGGGUGCGAUUACGACUACAGUGUCUACAAUGGAUACUGGUACGAUCGGCGAACACCGAAGCCCCCAUCUUUGGAGGAGAAACUCAUACGGGAGAAAUGCUGGGAGGCCCAAGCAGUGGUCGGGAUGCUCCUGAGGAGCAUCUGUGCUCUGAUGAUCACCUUGUCAGUUCUGGAGCUCUGCGUUGUGAUCAGCUCUGCCGUCCUGGGGAUCAAGGCUCUGAGGAGCAAAGAGAAGAGCGCUGACGACCCCGAGCUGUACAAACCACUGCUGGAGGAAGUCACCGCGCAGCCUGUGGCCUGAACGCUGUGACACUGAAAUGUUCUGAUGGCGCCGCCUCCAACAGCUGCAUGUUUUCUCUAAAAUGAAGCCAUCUGAAUUCAUCUUUGCGUGGAUUCAAAGUUUAGAUGAAACUUUAAAGGUGACGAGGAAAUUGAAUGACCGGUACUCUUUGUGUUACUGUGUUGC